Messenger RNA from Gopherus evgoodei (Goodes thornscrub tortoise), 1603 nucleotides. It is a transcript of the gene CENPL, whose product is annotated as centromere protein L. The record is from RefSeq and is a predicted model, not a curated record. Bases 95 to 1177 code for a protein of 360 amino acids. Lineage: Eukaryota; Metazoa; Chordata; Testudines; Testudinidae. The transcript has 5 exons.
CUCAGGCUCACGCGCGUGCGGGGUUCCUGCCGCACGGGCUGCCGGGAAGAGGAUUCAAACGAUCUUGGGGGAGCGCGCGAGAGCCGAGUCCACGAUGAGGCGAUCGGGGCGGCUUAGUCUCCGGCGGCGGCAGGAUAUGGAUACUCCUGAUUCUGGAGGCAUGACCCCUUUAGGAAGAAAAACUGCAGAGACUGGAAUCAACAUUACAAGUACGACAGGUUACUCAAGAGGUUUGACAUUCAUCAGGACACACACCCUGUUUGGUCAGAGCCCAACUAGAAGAAUAAUUCCACAAACAUCUUUACUGCAGGAAAAUGCAGAUCCUCAGAAGAUAGCAUUCCUUCUACGCAAACAGUGGACCUUGUAUAGUGUGACCCCCAUGUACAAAUUCUCUUAUGGUAAUCUGAAGGAGUAUUCUAGACUUCUGAGUGCCUUUGUUGCUGCUGAAAAGCAGAAAGGACUUGCUGUAGAAGUGGGCAAUGAUUUUGGUAUCAAAGUGACUUUGUCCACGCUUUUAGGACUCAAAGGUACGGAUCAAGACCAGGUUGCAAUCCUUGUCCAGAUUGCAUCAAGAUCUCAGCUCCCAUUUGAAAAUGCAGAAGACAAAGUGGUGUGGUCAGGCUGGUUCUGCUGUAUAUCUGGAGAUGAUCUUUUGGAGAGUGUACCAGAGGAUUUUACCUGUUUAUCUUUGUUCCUUGCCAAUGGGGCAGAGAGUUACACAGCCAUAGUUGGCAGUUGGUUUCAGAAGACUUUUGACUGUUAUUUCAGUCGUUUAACCAUCAGCCCACUCAAUCUUGCCUGGAUGGCUGCUAUGUGGACUGGGUGCAAAGUGGACAGUCAUAUGGCUGCAACAGAACUUGUUUUCUCUGUGCCCUGCAUUCCCCAGUCUCUGGACAUUUCAUAUGCCAUACACCCUGAGGAUGCAAAAGCCUUAUGGGACACAGUGCAAAAAACUCCUGGGGAAGUUACUCAAGAAGAAGUGAAUUUAUUUAUGGACUGCCUUUACUCUCACUUCCAUAGACACUUUAAGAUCCACUUGUCAGCCACAAGACUGGUGAAAGUCUCUACAUCUAUAGCUUCAGCACACUGUGAUGGGAAUAUAAAGAUCUUACAUAGCAAGCACCUAAUAGGCGUGUUGACGCUGCUGACAGAGCUGGCGAUCUCACAGAUACAAUGAAACCUUGUACUCUAUACCUGCUGUCCUAAAAAACUUAUAGAUGCUCUGCUUGGACCACAUUAAGUCCAUCUGCAGUAGAUUCAUGUUUGAGAGACACUGACUGUAGAAAGCUGGCUUUCCUGCAGAUUUUUUUAGCCUCACAAAACUCCAGUCCACCAAGUGAAAGCAUAUUAGUUUCAUUUGACCUCAUUGGUUCCUGGACUGAAAUCCACAAUGGGUAAUGAAGCAAAGAGGGCCAUCGGAGGAAAAUAAUAUAGUUGCACAUUUUGCUAUAAUAAAGUAACAUUUUGUAAUGAUUCAAGUAUCAUUUAAAGGGUGGGGCAUGAGAUGGAAUACUGCUCCUGCUCCAUAGCCUAGAUCAGUGGUUCUCAAUCAGCACACAGCUGCAACCCAUGUGACAUCCUUAGGGCCAUACAGGUAGUAUAU